Molecule: messenger RNA, 1064 nt
Organism: Scheffersomyces coipomensis
Lineage: Eukaryota; Fungi; Ascomycota; Pichiomycetes; Serinales; Debaryomycetaceae
Exons: 1
Coding region: 129-914 (261 amino acids)
Biological process (GO): maturation of LSU-rRNA; maturation of 5.8S rRNA
Cellular component (GO): nucleolus; preribosome, large subunit precursor
Source: RefSeq, a predicted model, not a curated record
CAUUUUUUUAUUUUUUCUUUUUUAACAAGAAGAGGCAUCCUAAAAAAAAUUCACUUUAAAUUAUAAAUAGUAAAUUUGAUAGUACUUAAUUGAUACUACUUCAAAACCAACUUACUUAUUCAUUCACAAUGCCUCAAAACGAGUAUAUUGAACAACAUAUCAAACAACAUGGUAGAAGAUUAGAUCAUGAAGAAAGAAAGAGAAAGAAGGAAGCCAGAGAAGGUCAUAGAGUUGCUAAGGAUGCUCAAACUUUGAAGGGAUGGAGAGGUAAACAAUUUGCAAAGAAGAGAUAUAGUGAAAAAGUGGCUAUGAAGAAGAAGAUUAAGGCUCAUCAAGAAUCUAAAAUCAAAGGUCCUUCUACUCCUAAUGAUGAAAAUGGUGAAGCUUUACCUACUUAUCUUUUAGAUCGUCAAACUAAUAAUACUGCAAAGGCUAUAUCAUCAUCUAUUAAACAAAAAAGAUUAGAAAAAGCUGAUAAAUUCUCUGUGCCAUUACCUAAAGUUAGGGGUAUUUCUGAAGAAGAAAUGUUUAAAGUUAUUAAAACCGGUACUAAGAAAUCUAAAUCUUGGAAGAGAAUGAUUACAAAACAUACCUUUGUUGGUGAAGGUUUCACUCGUAGACCAGUUAAAAUGGAAAGAAUCAUUAGACCUUCAGCAUUAAGACAAAAGAAAGCUAAUGUAACCCAUCCAGAAUUAAAAGUUACUGUCUUCUUACCUAUCUUGGGUGUUAAGAAGAAUCCUCAAUCUCCAAUGUAUACUCAAUUAGGUGUAUUAACCAAAGGUACUAUUAUUGAAGUAAAUGUUUCUGAAUUAGGUUUGGUUACUGCUGGUGGUAAGGUUGUUUGGGGUAAAUACGCUCAAAUCACUAAUGAACCUGAUAGAGAUGGAUGUGUCAAUGCCGUCUUAUUAGUAUGAGUUUUAUGAAUUUCACCUCCUCAGUUCUCUUUUAUUAUUGCAUCUAGAAAUAACAUUUGUACAUUAGUCAUUAUUACUUUUCUUCUCCUUUAUCUACAUUUUACAGCAUAGGUUUUAAAAUUAAAUUAAAAUUAAAUUAUUAAAAGUAUU